Molecule: messenger RNA, 1149 nt
Organism: Nelumbo nucifera (sacred lotus)
Lineage: Eukaryota; Viridiplantae; Streptophyta; Magnoliopsida; Proteales; Nelumbonaceae
Source: RefSeq, a predicted model, not a curated record
AUGAAAGGGCUUCUUGCUUCUUUUCUUUUACUCACUCUAGUUGCACCUCUAAUCGGUGCAAACAAGAACAGUAACAGCAGUAAUACUACAUAUAACGUGCUCGAUUUUGGAGCAGUGGGUGAUGGUAGUGCAGAUGAUUCUCAGGCCUUCAAAGAAGCUUGGCAAGCUUCUUGCAUGUCUUCUGAUGAUUCCCCAAUAAUGCUUAUUCCAAAUGGAAAAACAUUCUUGUUGAGACCUGUGACAUUUAGUGGUGGUUGCAAGUCUAAUAACAUUCAUGUCCAGAUAAAUGGAAAUAUAAUAGCACCGAGUGAACAUUCACAAUGGGGAUGUUACGAGACAGACUGUGAUCACUGGAUUACAUUUGCUAAUUUGGAUGGGCUCUAUAUUGAUGGCUCAAAUGCUAUUAUUGAUGGCCAAGGUUCAAAAUGGUGGAGUCGAUCAUGCCAAGAUGAAAAUAAUGCAUUUUUUCUAGAACAUGCCAACAAUGUUCACAUUAAAAAUUUAAACUUUAUGAAUAGCCCCGGAAUGCAUCUUAUUAUUGAAAGAUCAACAUGGGUGUAUGUUUCAAAUGUCACUAUAACAGCCCCUCAACAAAGUCCAAACACAGAUGGCAUACAUAUUCAAGAAAGCACAAAUGUUUUUAUAUACAAUUCUUCCAUUGGAACCGGUGAUGAUUGUAUUUCAAUUGGUGGUGGAACAUCGUACCUUAACAUUAGUGGAAUUUCAUGUGGUCCUGGUCAUGGCAUAAGCAUUGGGAGUCUAGGUAGGGAAGGGAGAGAAGAGCAAGUAGAAUAUGUUCAUGUAAGCAACAUCCAAUUCAAGAAAACUUCAAAUGGGGUUCGAAUAAAAACUUGGCGGAAAUCAGCGGUACAAGUGAGCAACAUUACAUACAACAAUGUUUAUGGAACCUCAGAUGGAGAAAUAGCAGUGAAAUUCGAUUGCAGUGAGUGGGGUCAAUUUUGGCUGUUGGGGCCCGCUGUUGAGAGUUUCUGGGCUGGCGAGAGUAACCUCGUCGGCACUAGGAGGGGAGGAGCGGCGAGAGUCGUGACGAACAGCAGACAUCCUGAUCCUGGUUGGUUGACAAGGUCAAGUGGAAUGGGUCAUGGAAACCAUCCUGGUUGGUUGACGAACAGCAGACAUCCUGGUUGA